Messenger RNA from Anopheles nili, 5169 nucleotides. It is a transcript of the gene Adcy8, whose product is annotated as adenylyl cyclase 78C. NCBI's taxonomy places the organism in Eukaryota, Metazoa, Arthropoda, Insecta, Diptera, Culicidae. Gene Ontology annotation, cellular component: plasma membrane. The record is from RefSeq and is a predicted model, not a curated record. The transcript has 11 exons. Gene Ontology annotation, biological process: cAMP biosynthetic process; intracellular signal transduction; adenylate cyclase-activating G protein-coupled receptor signaling pathway. Gene Ontology annotation, molecular function: adenylate cyclase activity. The coding region runs from base 1 to 4533 and encodes 1510 amino acids.
AUGGAACUGCUGGUUUCUCCGGAUGCAGCACGCAACAUUGCCGCCGGAGCGCUGGAUCAGGAAGGCUACGACCAGCACGGUGCCCUCCAAGAAGGCAUCGUUAAUCCGGCCGCAAUGAUUGAUCUCGAGCAAGAGCGCCAGCUCACCGAUAGCACGAGCAUUAUCAGCGAUAUCGCAAAGAUCCCGCGUAUCCCGGGUGAUGGCGCUCAAGCCCCAGAUGAUGGCACCGAUGAAGCAACUCGACAACCACAACCACCCAGCGAGUCGCGGUCAUCUCCUGGCGAAAAGCGCAACCGAUUUCGAUCGCUUUCCCUUGCUGCUCGUGAACUCGAAGCCAACGGGGACCUCGCAAAGGUCGAUCCUUGUGGCGACGAUGACCCCAACAGUGAACCGGAUGCAACUGAUUGUGGAAAACAGCACCCGAACGGGGUAAUGUCACCGUCCUUCACCGUAGAGCAGUGCGGUUCCAAUUACCAGGAAGGCAAGGGAGGCGACCCAUUACCACCGCCUCCGCCCGGUGGAGGAGAACAUCCGGCAGCAGAUGAUGGCCACACGAGCGUCACAGUGAGUCCCGGCAACGUCAGCAUUCCACCGCACACCAACAACACCUACUCGGCGUUCAAGCGCGGCAACGUGGUCAAGGGCAUCCUCUGCCCAUCGAUGACCAACUCCUUCCGUGCGCCGUCUCUCGAGCGGUCCUACCUAACCUACUCGCACCGGCAGCGCCAAAAAUCGCUGAUCCUGGUGAACGUGGUCGACCUGGUGCUGAAGGUGGUGCUGGCCUCGGUCUGGAUCGGAUUCAACAGUGGCAUGACAAUCAAGCCCCACGAGGUCACCUGGUCGGUGUGCUGCAUCAUCUCGAACUUCCUGAUCUGCGUCCUCGGGAGUUGGCGGUUGUUCGCGAACAACUACCUCCACUGGGCGGCCGUCUGCACCUGGUUGCUGCUCAACCUGCAGGGAUUCCUCGGUGAAGGGUUGGGUUUUGCCGAACGCGAGUACCUGAUCUGGUACGUGCUGUUCAUCAUCUUCGUGCCGUACGCGAUGCUACCGUUGCCGCUGAAAUGGUGCAUGAUUGCCGGCUCGAUGACGGCCAUUUGUCAUUUGGUCGUGACGUCGCUGAACAAAUUUCUCCACGACAAGGAUCCGAGCUGCAUCGUACGACAGAUGAUUGCCAAUCUGCUGCUGUAUCUGGCCAUCAACUUUGCCGGUAUGUACACCAAGUACCUGACCGACCGGGGCCAGCGGUUGGCCUUCAUCGAAACGCACAAGGCGAUGGAGCACAAACGCGAAUCGGAGAAGGAAUACCAGCGUACGCAACGGCUGCUCGACUCAAUUUUACCGAUGUUCGUCAACAAUGACAUCCGGAAGGAAAUGUACAAAUCACCCGAGCAAGCGCAGGUCGACACGCAGUUCAAAAAGCUUUACAUCUACCACAUGGACAACGUGAGCAUCCUGUUCGCGGAUAUCAAGGGUUUCACUGAGCUCGCGAGUAAAACCUCCGCGCAACAGUUGGUGAAAAUACUGAACGAUCUUUUCGCGCGGUUUGACAAAAUCGCCGAGGAUAAUCACUGUUUGCGGAUUAAGCUGCUAGGUGAUUGCUAUUAUUGCGUGUCGAUGUUUGACAGCCAGAGUUGGAAAAGUCGCCCAGAUCACGCGGUUUGCAGCGUGGAAACGGGCCUGCACAUGAUCAAGGCCAUCAAGGACGUGCGCUGUCAAACGAAUGUCGAUCUGGAUAUGCGCAUCGGCAUUCACAGCGGUUCGGUGAUGUGUGGCGUGUUGGGUGAAAAGAAGUGGCACUUUGACGUGUGGUCCAACGAUGUGGUCAUCGCGAACCACAUGGAAUCGGGAGGUGUCCCUGGAAGAGUGCACAUUUCUGAGGCGACGCUGAGGUGUCUCAACGACACAUACGAAGUCGAACCGGGCAACGGAGGCAGCCGUGACAGUCACCUGAAGAUGAUGAACAUCAAAACCUAUCUGAUCAAGCGAACGGAACCUUUGCGGCCUCGCAAACGUCUGCUCGAUCGCGGUCAGAGCACGGUGCAGUUUGAGAAAGAGACCGCCGUCCGGAUGGGUGAUGGACGGCUGCGAAAGGACUCGAAAACGCCAAGCAUUACGUCCAACAGCACGAACACGACCGGGACGACGGCCACGUCAUCGGCGGCCUCCGCCAACCAUCAACCGGGAGGGCAUCAGCUCAACAACAACACCAUUGCCAGCAAUAACAACAACCAUAUCACGAAGCGCAGCAGCAAAUCGACAAUCCACGAGGACGAAACGACCACCGACUGGAUCCCGGAGAUCCCGUUCAAGAACCUGAACGAGCGGGGAGCGAAUGUGGCGGAGUGCUUCCGUGACAAGAAGCACUGCGAUCGGGAAGAUCCGCUGACCUCGACGGAGGAGGUAGACGAACUGAUCGACCAGAACAUUCAAAUCAACUCCAACAAGCAGAUCCGCCAGGAGUACCUGUACACGUGGACGCUCAAGUUCAAGGACUCGUCUCAAGAGGGCACGUUUUGUCAGCUGCGUGAAGACAUGUUCCGCUCGAACAUGCUGUGCGUGUUCGUCGUGUGGAUCUUCAUCGUCCUAUGCCAAGCGGUGAUCAUACCGCGUUGCACGAUACUGAUCGUGGCGCUGUCGAUCACCACGUUCCUGCUGACGGUGGGUUGCAUCCUCGUGAUGGCCGAGGAGUUCUCGGGAUUGCCAAAGUUCCUCCAGAAAAGCUCCUCCACGCUCGUGCACGAUCGCAGCAGGCGUACGAUAUUCGUCUGCCUCACCAUCAUCCUGAUGUCGAUCGCCAGUUCGAUGGGGCUGAUGAUGUGCGAUCUAGAGGAGGUCGAAAUCUCGGCAGAUCUGAGCACGGAGAGCACAUCCUACGCGUACUGGCAGGCAGGUGGUCAGUUGAACGUGAACAGCACCACGAUGACGUUUAUGCGUCGAGUCGCCGCCGGUGCUGCUGAGAUGGUGUCGAUCAACGGGACACUUCUCGACGCGGAGUACAACACGACCGACUCGCUGGCGUACGUGCAGGACGUGGAACUGCUGGAUGGUGACGAGGAAACGCCAAGCCAACCUACGUACCAUUCGUCGUGCGUGCAUCCCGAGUACGUGGUGUUCACGUGGGUGCUCUGUCUCAUCUCGCUAGCGACGGCACUGAAGCUGUACUAUCUGGUGAAGACGUUCAUGGCCAUCGCGAUGGUGGCCUGUUACUCGUUCCUGAUACUGCUCGUGUUCGAGAAGGUGUUUGAUUCGUACGACGUGCAGUACAUUCAGGCCAGCGGGAUGCCACUCGCCGCCCAGAUGAUGAUCCUGCUGGGCGUUUUCCUGACGAUGGUCACCUAUCACGCUCGGCUGGUCGAAGUGACGUCCCGAUUGGACUUCAUCUGGAAGGAGCAAGCCGAAAAGGAACUGUCGAACAUGAAAUCCAAUCGGCACCUCAACGAUCUGCUCAUCAAAAACAUCCUGCCGGAUCACGUGGCUACGUACUACCUUUCUGAGGAGCGAGCCGACGAGCUGUACGCAAAAAUGCAUGAGCUGUGCGGUGUGAUGUUUGCGUCCAUACCGAACUUCAAGGACUUCUACUCGGAGGACAUCGAGAAUGGGAAGGCUUGCAUACGGAUAUUGAACGAAAUCAUCUCUGACUUUGAUUCGCUGCUUGAGGAACCGCGGUUUGAGAAGGUGGAGAAGAUCAAAACGGUCGGAGCGACGUACAUGGCCGCGUCAAACCUGUCCUCUACCAAGAAGCCGCGCGUGGAUGAACGCGACGAGGAAGCCGUGUGCGAUCUGGUCGAAUUUGCUCUAGCCAUGCGCCAGAAGCUGCAGGAGGUGAACAAGGACGCAUUCAACACGUUUCAGCUGCGUGUUGGUAUUAGCAGCGGUCCACUGGUAAGCGGUGUCAUCGGUGCUCGUAAGCCCGUCUACGACAUCUGGGGUAACACGGUAAAUGUCGCGUCCCGGAUGGACUCGACGGGCGAAAAUUGGAAGGUUCAGGUGCCCGACUACACCGCUGCUCUGCUGCAAACCAAGGGUUACACUUGCGUGCAACGGGGCGAGGUGAACGUUAAGGGUAAAGGACUGAUGCUGACGUACUGGGUGCUGGGGAAGAACAUAUCGGCCAGUCAAUUAACGUCUCCCGCCCUAGUUCCGGCAGGUGUUCCGCAAGCACAAACACCGUCCCUACAGCGGCAAACAUCGCAACAUAGUUCACUGGCGGCAGUCGUUUUCGGCAUGAUGCAGGCAUCCAAACGAAGCAACAUCAACACGACCCCAACCGCAACACCUUCGCCGAGAACCCGGUUCGGGCGACGGGGAAGCACAUUCAGCUCAGUGAGAUUGAAUCAGAGAGCGCCGUGUAACAAUCCGGUGCGCCGUAACACAACCCGUGUGCGUGGCCGUAGCUACACCAUGAAACGGUAUCCCACCGCUUCGUCACCAUCGGGGUCUCCGUCACCUGCCGGUCCGUUUGGAGAUAGCCCGCAUAUACCGUCGUUCCGGCAGCUGCAUCAAGAUGCCAAAUCCCACCAGACUGGCCUGUGAAAGCUCUGCGAUAGAUGGCUCGAUCUGGCCGCGCUCCAAUCUCCUCUGACGCGGGCAUCGUGGGCUGUGCUGCCUAUGACGUUCCAGCCAAAUUUUCUAGUCAAUAAAUGAACAAAGUAUUUUAACGGAAGACUAACCGAGGGUUGGGUUGUUAGCACGACAGCUUAGCCGUACGCCAGCACACGAGAAGCGUAAUCAGACCACGGUCACCAUAUCUGAUAGGAUAGGACAUUUGUGAAGCCGCUUGACGUGCGAUUUUGAUGAAUUGCGAUCGAAUUGGCGAAAAAUGAGGCGGCCAAGCAAGUCAUUAGCCAGCACUCGCUAUUGUUGUGCAAAUUUCGGUCGAUUGGCGUAUCCUGGGAGCUUUUGUACGAAAAUUCGUCGAAUGAGUGGCACCGUUUUAUGCCGAAUUGGGAUGAGUCUGAUACGAAGCUAGAGACCGAAAAGACAAACUUAAUAUAGGUUAGGAGGUGAGUCAAGCAGUCCUCACCGUACAAACGUGGCCAUGCCACGAGUGUUGAGCCAAAUCAAAGACCACGCAGUACCCGUGCAUGUAACUAUUCGAUGUCUGCCGUUCAUUUUAUGUCAGUAGCAAAUACCGCAAGGGAGCAUAAUACAAAGCAAGAUUAUAAAUGU